CUCCUCUGAAGAAGAGCGUUAGCCUCCUUCAACAUCAGCACCAGCAGAGACGUCUUCUUCCCCUCGGCUUCAUCUCCAUCUUCUCUGUCCACUGCGGAACAUCGGCCCGCUUUCAGACCGACCGAACUAUGGACAACUCCGGCAAAGAGAAGGAGGCCAUGCAGCUGAUGGCUGAAGCCGACAAGAAGGUCAAAGCGUCCGGAUCCUUCCUCGGAGGGAUGUUCGGGGGGAACCAUAAGGUGGAGGAUGCCUGUGAAAUAUAUGCAAGAGCGGCCAACAUGUUUAAGAUGGCAAAGAAUUGGAGUGCUGCGGGGAACGCGUUCUGUCAGGCCGCUCGGCUCCACAUGCAGCUUCAGAACAAACUGGACUCCGCCACCAGCUUUGUCGACGCCGGCAACGCCUACAAGAAGGCCGACCCACAAGAGGCCAUUAACUGUCUUAACCAAGCCAUUGACAUCUACACCGACAUGGGUCGGUUCACCAUUGCAGCCAAACAUCACAUCACCAUAGCAGAGAUCUAUGAGUCCGAGUUGGUGGACAUUGAAAAGGCCAUUGCUCAUUACGAGCAGGCAGCAGAUUAUUACAAGGGAGAGGAGUCAAACAGCUCAGCUAACAAAUGUCUCCUGAAGGUCGGACACUACAGCGCUCAGCUGGAACAGUAUCAGAAAGCCAUCGAAAUCUACGAACAGGUUGCCAUGAGUACUAUGGACAAUCCUCUGCUGAAAUACAAUGCUAAAGAGUAUUUCUUCAAAGCUUCUUUGUGUCACUUCAUAGUGGAUGAGCUAAAUGCCAAGUUGGCCAUAGAGAAGUAUGAGGAGAUGUUUCCAGCUUUCUCAGACUCAAGAGAGCUCAAACUACUAAAGAAACUCCUUGAGGCCCACGAGGAACAGAACAGCGAGGCGUUCACAGAGGCCGUAAAGGAGUUUGACUCUGUGUCCCGUCUGGACCAGUGGCUGACCACGAUGCUGCUGCGCAUCAAAAAGACCAUCCAGGGAGACGCUGGUGACUUAAAGUAGAGAAACAUAAAAGUGGGGAGAGGUCCAGGGAUCGAGGCAGACACAAAACGUGGAAUAAUGUGGUACAAGAGAGAAGGGUAAUGGAAAAAGGGUUUUAGGGUGGAGAGUGAAAUUCAGAGAGUUUACACAUGUACAUAUCAGUCUGCAUGUGACCCCAGUCAAAUUAGCACCCUCUUUAAAUCACUGUUUAACCACCCUGUGUCCCCGUUGCAGUAUCGAUCCGUAACACUGGACAGCAUUGUAUUAAAAGAGACAAAGUGUGAAGACAAAGAGAAAAUGUGUGUGUCUACUCCAGUAGGAUCAAAUCUACUUUUUGAUGAAGUGUGCAUAUAUGAUACAGAAAAAAUAGAAACACUAUAUAAGAAAUUGUUCAUAUUUAUUGUCAAUACUGAACAUAUUGUUUAUUAUUGUGCUCAGUGUUACAGUUUGUUUAAAUGUUUUAGUUAUUAGCCCCUAUGAUUUCCUCUGUUUUCCUCCCUGCUUCUGAGUUGGUAAAAUCCCCCGCUGUGAUUGGUCAUUUCUUGUGAGGGCGGUGCAGUUAGUUGAGAGAACAGUGACUGUUGCUGCCUUCUUUGUGCAUGUCUGCGUUGACGUAAAUGUUCUCCGUGUUGUGUUAACAUGUAAAAACCUAUGUGUAGCCUGAUACAUUUAUGUGAAAUCAGUAAAUAUGUACCUCAGAUACUGAGCUGAAAUAAAAUAUCAUCACUCUA
This is a messenger RNA of Girardinichthys multiradiatus, 1726 nucleotides long. It is a transcript of the gene napba, whose product is annotated as N-ethylmaleimide-sensitive factor attachment protein, beta a. Gene Ontology annotation, molecular function: soluble NSF attachment protein activity; syntaxin binding. Bases 129 to 1016 code for a protein of 295 amino acids. Gene Ontology annotation, biological process: intracellular protein transport; synaptic transmission, glutamatergic; regulation of synaptic vesicle priming. Gene Ontology annotation, cellular component: terminal bouton; vacuolar membrane; synaptobrevin 2-SNAP-25-syntaxin-1a complex. The record is from RefSeq and is a predicted model, not a curated record. The transcript has 10 exons. Lineage: Eukaryota; Metazoa; Chordata; Actinopteri; Cyprinodontiformes; Goodeidae.